Messenger RNA from Exophiala dermatitidis NIH/UT8656, 1182 nucleotides. Its product is annotated as 26S protease subunit rpt4. Gene Ontology annotation, cellular component: proteasome regulatory particle, base subcomplex; cytosolic proteasome complex. NCBI's taxonomy places the organism in Eukaryota, Fungi, Ascomycota, Eurotiomycetes, Chaetothyriales, Herpotrichiellaceae. The record is from RefSeq and is a predicted model, not a curated record. Bases 1 to 1182 code for a protein of 393 amino acids. Gene Ontology annotation, molecular function: ATP binding; proteasome-activating activity; ATP hydrolysis activity. The transcript is spliced from 3 exons. Gene Ontology annotation, biological process: positive regulation of RNA polymerase II transcription preinitiation complex assembly.
AUGGACGGAGGCGGGGACCCAGAGCGGCAGCAGGCCCUUGAGCAAUACAAGAACAAAUUGCUGGAGUCGAGAGAAUGGGAAGCGAAGCUCAAAGCACUGAGAAUGGACAUUAAAGGUCUUCAAAGAGACUUCGAAACUACGGAAGAAAACAUCAAAGCGUUACAGAGUGUCGGCCAGAUUAUUGGUGAAGUGCUGAAACAACUCGACGAGGAACGAUUCAUUGUGAAGGCUUCCUCCGGUCCCAGAUACGUUGUUGGCUGCCGGUCCAAGGUCGAUAAGAGCAAGUUGAAACAAGGAACGCGAGUGGCGCUGGAUAUGACGACCCUUACAAUCAUGCGAAUGCUUCCGCGGGAAGUAGAUCCCCUCGUCUACAACAUGUCACUGGAAGACCCCGGGCAAGUGUCCUUUGCCGGUAUUGGUGGUCUGAAUGAGCAAAUCAGAGAGUUGAGGGAAGUCAUCGAAUUACCAUUAAAGAACCCGGAGCUUUUCGUACGAGUCGGCAUCAAACCUCCCAAAGGCGUGUUACUUUACGGGCCACCCGGAACGGGAAAGACACUGCUGGCCAGGGCUGUUGCGAGCAGUCUUGACACGAACUUCCUCAAAGUUGUGUCCUCCGCCAUUGUUGACAAAUACAUUGGUGAAUCUGCCCGGUUGAUAAGAGAGAUGUUUGGGUACGCCAAAGAACACGAGCCUUGUAUCAUCUUCAUGGACGAAAUCGACGCUAUUGGAGGAAGACGGUUCAGUGAAGGCACGUCGGCCGAUCGAGAGAUUCAAAGAACGCUCAUGGAGCUGCUGAACCAGUUGGACGGCUUUGACUAUCUGGGAAAGACCAAGAUCAUCAUGGCAACCAAUAGACCCGACACACUCGACCCGGCAUUGCUACGAGCUGGACGGCUUGACAGAAAGAUCGAGAUUCCGCUACCGAACGAGGUAGGCAGAUUGGAAAUUCUGAAAAUCCAUGCUGCGGGUGUGGUGACAGAAGGCAACAUCGAUUUCGAGAGCGUGGUCAAGAUGAGCGAUGGGCUGAACGGAGCUGAUUUGCGAAACGUCGUCACCGAAGCCGGACUUUUCGCCAUCAAGGACUACCGAGAUGCAGUAAAUCAGGAUGACUUCAACAAGGCUGUGCGGAAGGUGGCCGAGGCGAAGAAGUUGGAGGGCAAGCUCGAGUACCAAAAAUUGUAA